Messenger RNA from Ichthyophthirius multifiliis, 3822 nucleotides. Its product is annotated as WD repeat protein. Gene Ontology annotation, molecular function: protein binding. NCBI's taxonomy places the organism in Eukaryota, Ciliophora, Oligohymenophorea, Hymenostomatida. The record is from RefSeq and is a predicted model, not a curated record. The transcript has 4 exons.
AUGCAAAAACAACAAAAAGUGACAGAAGAAGUAUCCGAAUUCGAAAAUGAAGAAUCAAAGAAUUAAUUUGUUUUAUAAGUAAAGAAAAGGAAUGAAACACAUGUAAAAUAUAUUCGAAAAUACUUAAAAUUAAAAGAAAACGAUAAUAUUUUAGACUUCUAUAUUCCUUUGAGUAUUAAUUAGUAUUUUAUUAAAAACCAUUUAUAGUUUUUGGGAUAAUAGCAUAUAAUAUUUAAUGUAUCAAAUUUAAUUGCUAUAAAGAAUAUUUAAAAUAAGGAAUAUAUUUUUUUAUAAAAAGAAGGUCAUUUUAAGCAUAUAUCAUGUAUUUAAAGCGGUAUAUUAGAAAAUUAAAGUAAAGACAUAAUAAAUAAAAGUAUUAUAGUAAUAGGAGAGAAUAUCGGUGAAUAAAAAAAUGCAAUAAUAACUUUAAUAAUAAAAAAUAAAUGGAGUUUUUGGAAAUUUGAUUAGAUUGGGAUAAUAAAAGAAAUAUAUAUAAAUACAGAAAAUUAAUAUAUAGCUUCUUAAGUUUGCUUGCAAAGUCAAAAUUUGAUUUAUUUAUAUAGUUAUAGGAAAGGAAAAAUACUUGCGGAAAUGAAUAUUAAAAUGGAUAAUAUAAGUCUUUCUAUUAAUCCUUAAAAACCUACAAAACUAAUAAUUUCCUCAAAUUGCUAUUUAAAAUAAUGGGAAGUUUUUUUUCAAAAAAAAUGCUUCAAAGAAAGUGUUAAUUUACUUUUACCUGUAAAAGUUUAAAACGAAAAUAAUUUUAUAAUGCAUACAUGGAGUUCCGGAAACUUCUUAGUACCCAAACUUAUUGUUUUAGCUUAAGGAAACAUACUUUUUAUUUUUUAAAAUGAAUUUUUACAAUAAAAAGUUAAUUUGAACAAUAGCUUAUUAAACUUUUAAAUAAUAAAUUCUGAAGAAUUUAAUGAAAUUUUAGAUAUUGAUAAAUAGAAAAAUCUUUUUUAAAAAGAAAAUGUAAACUUUUGUUGUUUAACUAGUAUUAAAAAUGGAUUUAUUUUAGGGAGUGAUAAUUAUGGAUGUUUAAGCAUAUUUGAAUGUGAAGAAAAGUAAAAUAAUACAAUAAAAAAUUUAAUGAACUUUUAAAUAAAAAUAAAUGGAUUUAUGAACUUGAAAAUAUUAUAAAUUUAAAGUUGUUGUAAAGAUAAUAAUAUUUUAAUUAUUUCUUAAAGAAAUAAUUUACUAAAUUUUCAUUUAUUUAAUCCUUAUUAAAUUGAUUCAGAGCUUUCGCCUAUCUAACCUUUUAUUAAUCUAGGAUUUCAUAGAAAAAGAAUUCAUAAAUUAACUACUUGUAUAAGUAAAAAUAUUUUCGCAUCUUGUUCUGCAGAUUUUACAGUUAGAAUUUGGAAUUAUUUUGAUAUUUAAAAUAAUGAUAAAUAUAAUAUUGUCACGUAAUGUUUUUCAGAAGAACCUUUAAAUAUAAGUUUACAUCCUAGUGGACUUUUUUUGGCUGUUGGAUUUUCAAAUUAUUUUAUUAUAUUUGCUAUUUUUAAAUCAUCAUUGAAAUUUUUAAAAAAAAUUUAGGCAGAAAAUUGUUCAAUAUUAGAAUAUGCAAAUGGAGGUCAUUUUCUAGUUUCUAACAAGAAUAAUUUGGUAAUAAUAUUUGAUACUAUAAAUUAUGAUCCAUAAUAAGUUUUAGAAGGACAUCCAGCAUAAAUAAAACAUAUUUGUAUAACAAAAUGUGAUUAAUAUAUAAUAUCUUUAUCUCUAAAUGGUUGCAUUUUCUAAUGGAAUAUUUUAGAACCAUAAAAUAAUACACAAAGAACAUAUGAACAUAUAGACUCUUUUGUUUAUACAACAUUUUAUUUUGAAUAUAUGUAAACAAGUGAUAAUUAAUUACCCAUAAAUGAUAUAUUUAUUGGAUUUUCAACUUAUAAAUACUUUGUAAUUUAUAAAUAAAAAUGGAAACAAUUGAUUGCUGAAUUUGUAGUUGAAGAUAAUAUUUAUGUUACAUGUUGCGUAGUUUCAAAUUAAUUAAAGUCAAUGUUUUUAGGACUUUCAGGGGGUUAAAUAAGGCAUUAUUUAUGGCCUUUAGAUGAAGAUAUGAUGAAAUAUGAAAUACUUGAUAAAAAUUCUGGAAAAGUAAAACUGUUAUAACCUGAUUAUAUUGAAAUAUAAGUUCAUUAAUUUGCAGUGAGUUCUUUAAUAAUUUCGGCUGAUAAUAAAAUGCUUAUAAGUGGAGAUGAAGGGGGCUGUUUAUGGAUUUUAAGUAUUAAGGAUUUCAGUUUGGAUGAUAAAGGAAAAUAUUUAAAUAAUAAAAAUUAAAUUAAUGAUUAUUUUUUUGAAGAAUUAAAUAAUGUGUUGAAUUUUAGAGAAGUUAUAGAAAAAUAAGAAGAAGAAAUAAAAAAUAUAGAAAAGAUUUGUGAUGACUAGAGAAUAAAAAGUGAUAAAAAAUAUAUUGAAAUUAAAAAAAAUAAAGUUAUUUAAGAAGAAAAUAUUAUAAAAAAAAUAUAAGAAGAAAUGGAAGUUUUAGAAAUAAAUGAAUAAAAAAAAUAUUUAGAAUUGAAAAAUAUAUUAAAAAAAGAAAAAGAAAAAAAAGAAAGAGAAAAUGAAGAAAAAAAACAAAAUUUUUAAACUUAGAUAGAGUUUGAGUAAAAGAAGAACAUAUUUUUAAAUUAAAAAAUCACUGAAAAUUAAGAAAAAAAUAUAAAUUCUUUAAAAUAAAUUGAAAAUUUACAUUUAAUUGAAAUGGAAUAAAUAAAAGAAGAAUUUUUUUAAAAAACAUACGAAAUAUAAGAAAAAAUAUAAAAAAUAAAAAAAUGUUUUAAUAAUUUAGAUGAAAUAAAUUUAUAGUAAAUUGAAAACUUAGAAAAUGAAUUCGAAAAAGAAAUAGAAUCGAAAAUGAAAUAAUUAAAAUUAGAAAUAUUUAAAAUUAAAUAAAAAAAUAUUGCCCUUUGCAAUUAAAAUUAAAAUCUUUCUUAAUUUUAUGAUGAAUUGGAAAUAAAAGACAAAAAUUACUGUGAAGAAUUGUAAAACCUAAAGAAAAAGCAUGAAUAACUAAAAGUAGAAAACAUAAAAAAUGAUUAAAAUAUUCUCAAAUUGCAACAUUAGUUGUUGGAAAGGUUAUAAGUUAUUGAUUAUAAAGAUGAAAAUUGUAAAAACGCGAAAGAUGAAUAAAUUAACUUAGAAAAUUUUAGAUAUAUGUUGAAACAAAAGGAAACAAAGCUAUAAAUUUAAAAAGGAAAUUUAUAAGAGAAAGUAAAGAAUAAGCAUAAUUUGGCUAAAAAUAUGCUUUAAGAAUUAUUAUAGGAAAGUAAAAAAAAUGAAAAGUUCAAAAUCGAGUUAAAAAAAAUAAAUAAUGAUGUUUUUUUUGUGGAAAAAAAUAUAAUUUCAAAUGAAGAAAAAGUUAAUUCUUAUUUUGAAAAAUUUAAAGCGUUUCAUUUUGUGCUUUUAGAUAUUUUAAAAGGAAAAGAUACGAUUUAAGUUGUGUCAAGAAAAUUAAAUGAAAUUUUAAAUGAUAAAAUUAAUUUUAGAAAUUAAAAAUAAUAUGUGGAUUUAGAUUUUGUUUUAAAUAAUACUUUUAAUGAUAAUAAAUUAAAUUUGUAAUUAGCAUAAUAAACUAAAUUUACUCAUAAUUAAAUUACUAAUGUAGAAAAAAUAUUUCAUUAAAUAAAAUUUAAUAAUUAAUAAGAAUACCAGAUUAUUUAUGCUGAAAAUAAUAAUUUGAUUAAAGAAUGCAAUUUUCUAAGAGUUUUUAAUGAUAAAUUAAGGAAAGAGUUAACUUUUUUAUAGAAAAAAUAUUAGGAAUGCUUAAGAAAUAAAGAAAAUUCUACACAGAAAAAUCAAGCUUUUUUAACUUAAUGA